Fulvia fulva is the source of this 1695-nucleotide messenger RNA. Its product is annotated as putative feruloyl esterase. Lineage: Eukaryota; Fungi; Ascomycota; Dothideomycetes; Mycosphaerellales; Mycosphaerellaceae. The record is from RefSeq and is a predicted model, not a curated record. Bases 1 to 1695 code for a protein of 564 amino acids. The transcript is spliced from 5 exons.
AUGAUCUCAGAAAGAGCGUUCCUCUAUCUCUCCUUCCUAGCCGCAGCCGGACGAGCGGCAGCGUACUGUAACCCGCAAGACGUCAGAGCAGGUCUACCCGAAAUCGUUGGCGUCGAGUAUGGCGAGAUCAAAGCGAGAGGUAUUGAGAACUGGAAGGCUUGGGAGCAGACCAUGACUAUGCCGGCUCUUCCGGCCGAGCAGAAGCCUUUGAACUUCUGCGAGGUUAUGAUUGCGUACACGCAUCCAGGCUUGAACGAUACAAUCAACAUCUCUGUCUGGAUGCCGAUGAAGAAGGAAGACUGGAACGGACGAUUCCUUGGUCAAGGUGGUGGCGGAUGGGCUGCUGGACUAUACGGCGACCAGGCCGCCGCCGUGUCCCUAGGCUACGCAGGAGCACACACAGACGCCGGCCACUCGAUCGUCGGCCCACCCCAGGAAACCAUGAUCAGCUCAACAAGCUGGGGUCUCGUCAGCCCCGGCAACGUCAACCUCCACGCCUUACAGAACUUCGCAUACCGCUCCCUGGAUGAACUCGCCACCAUCGCAAAGAAGGUCAUCCACACUUACUACGAUAAGGAAGUUGACUACUCCUACUGGCAAGGUUGCAGCACUGGUGGCCGCCAGGGUCUCGCCCUCGCACAGCGUUACCCGAAACAGUUCAACGGCAUCCUUGCUGCUGCUCCGGCUAUCAAUUGGGUAACGUUCCUGGUGAUUGAGAUUUAUGCUCAUGUCAAGAUGAACGAGCUUGACUAUCGACCGGCGCCCUGCGAGUUGAAUGCCAUCACAGAGGCUGCUAUCGCGGAGUGCGAUGAGAUUGAUGGUGUUAAGGACGGUGUCAUCUCGGCUGCUGACAAGUGUCACUUUGAUGCGCUUUCUGUCGUUGGUCAGAAAUUCACUUGUGGCGAGAAAGGCUCGAGGAAGAUCACCAGGGAGGCUGCGAUUAUUGCUAAUGCCGUGUGGAAUGGUCCGAUCGAAGAUGGCGAGAGAGUCUGGCAUGGCCUUUCUCGAGACGCAGCGCUCCCAGGGCUCGAGCCUCUCUUCGGCGGCCUUGCGUCAACUGAAUGUGAUUCCAAGGACAAGAACUGCAAGAGCAAGCACUUUGCGAUGAGUGCCGACUGGAUCAAGACCUGGCUCAUGAAGGAUGCUGACUUUGAUCUCAACUCCAUCGAUGAGGAGAUGUUUUACGACCUGUUGCGACGCUCUUACAUGGACUACGACUCGUUGAUGGACUGUGCGAAUGCUGAUUUGAAUCAGUUCAAGGAAGCUGGUGGAAAGGCUAUUAUGUGGCAUGGCCUCGCCGACCAACUCAUCUUCCCCAAUGGCAGCUUAGACUACUACGAACGCGUCUCAAGCAUGGUCCCCGACACCAGCGACUUCUUCCGCUACUUCCCCGCCCCUGGCGUAGCCCACUGCUUCGGCGGAAGUGGUGCCUUCCCACUCACUGCCAUCAACUCGCUCGUGGACUGGGUCGAGAAGGGUAAAGCUCCAGAACAUCUUGAUGGCCAGGUCUUGCCGGCGCCAGGUACUGAGUCGACUGGUGCACCUGCUACCAAGCCGAUCUGUGCUUGGCCGAAGAAGGCUUCUUUCAUAGGUCAGGACCCGAACAAAGCUGCGAGCUAUGAGUGUUCGACCCACUAUGCGUUCAGGUUGAAGCCGGGGCAGACGCUGGAGGAUGUUAUGAGGGAUGAGCUUUGA